This is a messenger RNA of Drosophila erecta, 1820 nucleotides long. RefSeq names its product transcription factor Ouib (gene nom). The record is from RefSeq and is a predicted model, not a curated record. Gene Ontology annotation, cellular component: nucleus. NCBI's taxonomy places the organism in Eukaryota, Metazoa, Arthropoda, Insecta, Diptera, Drosophilidae. Gene Ontology annotation, molecular function: zinc ion binding. The coding region runs from base 103 to 1215 and encodes 370 amino acids. The transcript is spliced from 4 exons.
CAUUGCUCGCUUACAACACUGGCAGUGUUUGCGUUUCGCUGUGAAUGGACAUUAGCCCCAACCAACUCUUUUUAUUUUAUUUCUUUAAAUCAAAAACGUGAAAUGUUAAUAAACGUGUGCCGAGUUUGCGGCAGGAGCCGGCUGUGCCCCAAAGCCGUGGCGCUCUUCCAGCCCGGCAGACGGGAUGUUCUUCGCCGCAUCCAGCUGAUAACCGGAAUUCGCCUUCAGCAGAUUCCCAAUGCUCCGGAUAUGGUGUGCUUCUGCUGCCAGACCGAUCUCCACUCGGCCAUGAUUUUCCGGAGGCAGUGCAUCCUGCAGCAGAAGAAGUGGGUGCCCUUACAGCAAACCGAUGAAGUGGGGGCCAACGAGAAAGAGAAGGUAGAGCCCAAUGAUCCCUCACCCAAGAAGAAAACGAACCAGCGGCGAAAGGGGCGAGCCAGGAUGCCACUGGAAAUCGUCGAUAUUGUCGUAACGAACGAGAAUAAAACUUCAGCGGAUGCUGCAGUUGGUGAUGAUGAAUUUGAUCAGCCGGUGGAGAUCUCCAAUGAGCCGGAUGCCACGGAUAGCGAUGUUAACCUGGAGGAAAUAGAUCUACCGGAUGAGGAUGGCUUGGAGUCGGAUCAAGAGUUACCCAAUGUUCAAAUCCACAAGUGCGCCAUCUGUGGAGUUAUUAAAAACAAUAAGUCAUCUCUGGACAGGCACAAGUUUGAGCACUCCGGACUAAGGCCCUUUCCCUGCAAGGAGUGCCCAAAGACCUUUUUGGCAGCGAGUGAGCUGAAGGUCCACAAUCUGGCCCACCACACCGUGGAGCCCCCGUUCGCCUGUCGCUACUGCGAUCGUCGCUACUUCUCCGUGGUGGGCAGAAAGAAGCACGAGCGUGUCCACACCAACGAGCGGCCCUUUGUGUGCGAGCAGUGCGGCAAGGCCUUCACCAGGACCUGCAUCUUGAAGGCCCAUAUGGCGUCCCACCAAGAUGUAAGGAAGUAUAGCUGCGAUGUCUGCGAUCGCUCGUUCAGCCUGAAGAAGCACCUCGCCACCCACUUCAUCUCAAAUACCCAUAAGCGAAACGCUGAAGCCAUCUCAUCGUCGUCGGAAUACAUGUCCAUGCUCAGUUUUGAGUCCGAUGAAACCUGGUCCCAAGGCACCCCACUGAUCAGUUCCAUUGACGAAGAUCUAGUGCAGUCGCAGUUCGACAUUUUGUGCCAGGAAGUUUAACACAGCUCAAGAAGCCAUAUGAUUUAUCAAAAUACCAAAAACAAAGAUCAGCUAAUCCACAAAGACUUAAUAACAGCUGAAAGCACAAAAGACAAUAUCAAGUAUCGGUCUAAAAAUAUUGGUGAAUUUUGAAAAUUCCUUAAAACCCAGCAACACUAAGACAGCUUCGGAAGUAAAUAAUGCUUUUUAUAGUUUGUAGUUUUUAAAUGGCCAUAUUAUUUGAGACUUUUUGCUAUUUUUUGCAUAAUUUACAGUGCACUGCAAUUGGUCGUUUGCUUCCUUAAUAUCACAAAAGUGCCUAUAUGGUCUUACCAGAGACAUUAAUUAUACCCACAUACUUAUUGGGCUGAAAAGGUAUUUUUAGUGUGAAAACCUAAAAAUCUUACAAAUUUAGAAUCUCAAAAAUAUUGAAGUUUUGAAACUUUUACAAUCGUCUUCCAAAUAGUAACUAACAAAUUAUUGUUAUAUUUCAUAUUUGAAACAAAAUUACUAACUCUUAACUUGUAGUUAUUUAAGAUAUAUUCAGACAUCAGGAUUUAACCCACAAGGUACAAAAAUGAACAAACAAUUUUAAAUGAAAACUCUCUGAAUACAUAUUGACACAU